GAGCGUGCGCGCGGCCCGCCCCGGGCGCGGGCGGAGGGAGGAGGAGGCGGUGCGCGCGGCGCCCAGCCCGCAGAAGCCGGCGGCCGCGCAGGAGGACGGAUCCCCAGCAGCUACCCGCGCCGCGCUGCGCCGCGCCGAUUUGAUUUGUAUCCACUGUCACCAGCACUGCUCACUUAGGACUUUCUGGAUCCAGACCCAGGCAGCGCACACUGGACUGUUGAAGAAGGAGACUGUAAUUUUGGAUUCCUUGGUGGAGGAAAAUAAAACACUCUGGUCUUGCCCCCAACGAUGCAAGUGUGACUGCUGGUGUCUUCAUGAGCUCCAGAGGUCACAGCACGCUACCAAGGACUCUCAUGGCCCCUCGGAUGAUUUCCGAGGGAGACAUAGGAGGCAUUGCUCAAAUCACCUCCUCUCUAUUCCUGGGCAGAGGCAGUGUGGCCUCCAAUCGGCACCUCCUCCAGGCUCGUGGCAUCACCUGCAUUGUUAAUGCUACCAUUGAGAUCCCUAAUUUCAACUGGCCCCAAUUUGAGUAUGUUAAAGUGCCUCUGGCUGACAUGCCGCACGCCCCCAUUGGACUGUACUUUGACACCGUGGCUGACAAGAUCCACAGUGUGAGCAGGAAGCACGGGGCCACCUUGGUGCACUGUGCUGCAGGGGUGAGCCGCUCAGCCACGCUGUGUAUCGCGUACCUGAUGAAAUUCCACAACGUGUGCCUGCUGGAGGCGUACAACUGGGUGAAAGCCCGGCGACCUGUCAUCAGGCCCAACGUAGGCUUCUGGAGGCAACUGAUAGACUACGAGCGCCAGCUCUUUGGGAAGUCGACAGUUAAAAUGGUACAGACACCUUAUGGCAUAGUUCCCGACGUCUAUGAGAAGGAGUCCCGACACCUGAUGCCUUACUGGGGGAUUUAGUGCCACCGAAGUCUGCGUCAGCAGCCCGAGCGGGGCCGGCAUCUGCUCCCCGCCGUCUGCUCCCUCUCCACUCUCUUCUCAAAUGGCUGACUUCUGGUUCUCCCUCAAGUGUUUUUUACACUGGGUGUUCAAAUUUAUUUUAAGAGAUAGGGAGGGAGGGGACAUAAAGGGAAUGCAUACAUUGCUAGUCACAUUUUUAAAAUUAACAUUUUGGAAUAGUGUUUAUGAAAAUCUUUAGCUUUUAAUCAUUUUUACCAAUUUGAACAGUUUAAUAAACUGGUUCUGCUCUCUUCUGAAUCUCAUGCCUUUGGCACCUUGGUAGGUGCAGGAGGAGCUCAGUGCAAAAAUCACUUUGGGGCCUCAUUAACCCUUUAGAGACAAACUUUGCCCCAGGCUGCUGACCAGACAGAUGCUUAGGGAAGGUUGAUACCAGCUUCAGUCUCUACUGGAUUAGCCCUACUCUUUCCUUUCCCCUCUAUUAUUUAGUGACUCUGUAAGUUAAAAUAAAUACACCCUUAUUAUUUAGCUGUUAAGUAACUAUAAUGAAAUCUGCUGCAAAAACUCUCUUGGAAUCCAUGUGCCCAGGAUUAUAUUAUUAGCAUUAUUUUUAAUAAAUCUAUAUGCUUAACAUAUUA
Nomascus leucogenys (northern white-cheeked gibbon) is the source of this 1546-nucleotide messenger RNA. It is a transcript of the gene DUSP14, whose product is annotated as dual specificity phosphatase 14. NCBI's taxonomy places the organism in Eukaryota, Metazoa, Chordata, Mammalia, Primates, Hylobatidae. Gene Ontology annotation, molecular function: MAP kinase tyrosine/serine/threonine phosphatase activity. The record is from RefSeq and is a predicted model, not a curated record. Gene Ontology annotation, biological process: protein dephosphorylation. Gene Ontology annotation, cellular component: cytoplasm.